GUUUGCGGAAGUGGUAAAGCAGUCUCCACGCUGCCAGUCAAGCAUACGGCUUUGGUAAAAAAAAGAGGUUCUUCACUCACAUUAAACUGACCAGAUCUAACGUUAGUAGGUGUUCAUGAUCAACCUGGAUUUACUUUAACAAGAGAAUAGUUGCAGAAAUAUUGUUUACUGACCUUUUUAUUCACGUGUUGCCCGCAUUGGUUCAAUGCUCGCUACUGUCUGUAUUUACACGUGCGUUUGCUUUGGUCUUGUUGUCUUUUCAGAGUUGACAUUAAAUGGUCUGGAUGAAGACAUGAACCCACCGAAGCGGCUCCGGACUACAGAGGAUGAAGCUGAAACACCACCUGGAGGGCGGGUAGAGGGGAGGAGUGCUGUGGACGUGGUUGGUGGUGAUAGACUCAUUCAAAGCUACCAUUGAUUUGCUUCCCUUGAAGGGAAUGUACAGGCAGCGAGAUGCUUUGGACUCUCUUAAUGGGACUGUUUCAGUUCAGUAAAGCUACUCUCACCCUUCAUAAUGAGCUAAGGCACAUAAGAACGUGAGGGUGUUUGGCAAAAUAUGCAUAGGGGAGAGUGGGGUAAGAUGAGCCAUCUUUUAUAUUUCGGAUCACUACAUCAAGUCAAUCAUAGUUUUGUCUCUAACUCGUGUAUCUGCAUAUAUUACAAGAUAUUGUGCAUCCCUGCAAACCAACAGAAUGAGUGUAAACAUAACUGUCUUGAUAAUAUAGCAUGCCAAAAAAAAGUGGUCUCCUAUGAUCAACUUACCCCGUGUAUGGGGUAAGUUGACCACGGAAGCGGGGUAAGUUGAGCAGUAUCCCUCCUAUCCCCCCACUCUCCACCCCAGCCCUCCCUCACCUUCUUUCUCCCUAAAAAACAGUCACUUCUUCACGUUCAUGUGUGUUUUUUAUUCUUUUUAUUAUUAUUGCAUAUAACUGUUGAAAAGCUGUUUUGUAAAAAGCCAUUUUAACAUGAGAAUGCUUUUAAGUCACAGGUGUCAAACUCAAGGCCUGGGGGCCAAAUCUGGCCCGUGGAACAAUCGUAUCUGGCCCACAAGAUCAUGUCAUUUUUGUAUAAUUAUUGGCCCACCAGUAUGAAGUCUGCAGAUUUCCUCCAGUAUAAUAAUGCAAACUUUGGCACCAUUAUUUAAAAUGUCCUGAAUAAACCACAAAAUCUGGGAAAUUAAAGAGUAAGAAAGAUUUGAUAAAUAGUCAAGAAUGUGGGGGAAAAAAUAUUCGGUGUUCUAUUUCAUAUUUUCAAUUGUGCAUUUCAAGAUUACAAGCCAAACAUGAUUGAAUUUUUUUAUUUCAUGCUUUGAUUUUGUUCAACUCAGUAUUAUGACUUGUGUCAUUUUCAUACUUUAGAUUCCAAUUUUAAAUUUUAAGUCACAUUUUGACACUUUAAUCCUGAUUUCAACAUUCUUCUCAUGUAUUUGCUAUUUAAAAGCAUUAUUUUUCUAUUUUUAAAAUCAUGCUCUGAUCUUUUGAACUCAUAGAUUAAAAUAGAAUAAAAAAAUUAAAAAAAAUCUAUCUUAGAUUGCCUUUAAAUGUAUCUUUUUUUUAUCUUUUUUGAAUUUCCAAAGGAUUUGUAAUCAUUGCUGUUUUUGUUACAUAUUUUUUGAAAAGGAGUUUGACAGUUUUGGGGAAAUGUUGACCUUGUUUGGCCCUCAGAUUAGACCUAAAUCCAGAUUAUUGCUCUUGCUGUGGUUGAGUUUGACACCCCUGCUUUAAGUGAUUCAGAACAUUCACAGCUUUAUUUUUGAAAAGAACAAGUAACACAUUUCAACAAUCUGAACUGAAACUCUGAUCCUCUCAUCAGACUCCUUUACUUUCCCAUUUAAGCCACUGACUCAACUUACCCCAGAACUACUAUUAUGACUUUAUUAGUCCUCUAAGCUGAAAUGGUGGACUUUUAUGCCAGGUUUUUUACCUCAUGUUGUAGCUCAUAGAUACAACAUUUGAUGUAUAAAACAAAUGUAAAAUGACCUUUUUUGGUCUGAACACAAUUCUAAUAAAACUUUUGACGGACUAAAUUCACUUUCAAGAGUGAAAAAUGUUUUUUGGAAAUAAAUGUCUAACCCCUUCACGUAUGUGCUUCUGACCUUCACAGACUCUAUGAAUUGAUGUCCAUCUCCUAAAUAUUUGGUCACAUGAUCAAUUUCUUUUACCAUUUCCAAGCAACAGGGGCUGGCUCAACUUACCCUUUGGCUCAAUUUACCCCACUCUUCCUUAUUGUUGAAAAUUUGAUGACCUGUAUUUCAGUGUUAUCAGAAAUCUGUAAGUCCAGCAGUAAGAUCUCUUUGUUUGUGUUUUGUGUCCUCAGAGUAUCGUUAUACCGGUGUACAAUGCAUCCUGUUGGUUGGAUGAAUGUCUGCAGGCCGUCACUAACCAAGACUUCACUGGUACCAUGGAGCUGUCUAUCUUUGAUGAUGCAAGUACUGUAAGUUUUGGUUGUUUGUUUGUUUGCUCAAUUUAUGUAUGCUUUCCACUACUUGUCAAGCAUAAAUCCUCAGAUUUCAUUUACACUCAGAUUUCCUCUCUGUGUCUUGUAGGAUGACUCCAGGAAAGUGGUGGAGGGUUGGAGGGAGAGGCUGGAGGAGAGGGGAAUCUCAUUUGUGAUCUCAGGUCACAACUCUGCUCAACCUAGAGGAGGUGAGUAGACCUUUAGGUUUCCGAUCAGCAACUCUUAUAAAACUUUGGCCUCAACAAGAUAUGUAUAUAAGCCAAAAGGCAAUGUUAAUGAAUACACAAACAAAAACCUUUUCUUGCAACUUGAACAUCGUGUUUAUUCCUCACAAAAAAGUCAUGGUGCAGUUACUGGCUUUUUGUCACACUUUCAUCAGUUGUGAGUAAUGAGAUAUAUCUUUUUGUGAGAUAUCAACACUGUUAGCUCAGAGCCCUCACAUUUUGAUGUGAUGAUAAUAAGCAGCAGGUGUUAUCUCAAUCAGGGCCAUUGCUAACAAUUCAGGGCCCCAUAAAAAAUAUUUCCCAUUUGCACAGCCUAAGCCAGCCCAGCACAAAUAUUAAAGCAUACCUCUUUUAUGCAAACAAACCAAUUCAAGCUUCAAGUAACAAUAACUUUGAUAUACAAUCUCAAAAUCAUGUAUAAGCAAUCAAAGAGUAGAUUUAAUAUUACCCCAGCAAGAUCUAUAUGGCUUCCCCACUAUAUAUUUUGGUUUCUGGCUAUGUCUGAUCUUUCUUCAUCUCUUUUUGCCAGUCUGCAAACAACUGUAUCUCUGUGUUGAACUGGAAGAAUCUCUGAUGAUAGACCUGGGUCCCCUGGCAAAAUCUCCUCCUCCUGCAUCUGCUAACACAUCCGCUCCCCCUCUAUCUGCGCCAAAGGCUGAACCCUCUACAAGCCUGAAGCAAACAUGAUGCAUACUAACAGUUUGCUCUGCUUUAGACCCCACAUACAGUAAAACUAAUGAGUAAUUGAUGUUAAUGUUUUUUUGAGCUCCUUUCUGACAUCUUUUACCUACCUAAUAUGGACAAUUCUGGCCCACAAGGCCACCCUGGAUUUUGGAUGCUUUGUGGCUUGCUGAAUAAUAACUAACAUGCCUUACUUAAUUGCUCAAAGUAAAACAAACAAACUGUUUUCCAGUUCCCCUUUAGACAAUGACUUUAAAAUUGGAAUCAUUCUCCUCACUUCAUAAUAUACAUUAUUACUUUUAAGACUGCAAAAAAAAUGGUGCUCUUAAUUCGAGUUCUCAGAGUUGUAUGGCUUUAUGUAGCGCUGGAUGGGGUCAAAGGUUAAAAAAAAAAAAACGGAAACUGUCUUUUGUUCUUAACCACUAGUGAUAUCUGGUUGCCCCAGAGGUUGGCCACAGGAGCAGUUGAAUUUUUAUGUUGAAAUGCUUUAAAUUCAUGUCUCUUUUAACCUUGAAAAUUCUGGAUCAGGGUUAUUUUUAUGCUUUAUUUCAAACAAGCACAGUGUAAAUAAAGCAUUGUUAUUAGUUAUUUUCAGAAAAGACUGGCUAGUCACACACCGCCAUCAGCUGAACGUCAGAGAAAACCAGAUGUUAAUCUUAAGAUCAGCAAGCGUAAAGUCGUGUUUUGUACAGUCACAAAUGUCAUGAUUCUCUGUGUCUAUUAUAACAUCUCAUUUUUUCUUGCAUCAAUAUCACAGUUUUUCUUUCACAUUCAAGGGACUUGCAUGUCUUAAUCUGCUGCGAUUUUUGUUGCCAUCUUAAAAAUUCAUGUAUUUUCAAUGUCUAACGGCAGAAUAGCAAACUCUUGGGCAAAUGGAAAUAGUCAGUGGGCGAGAUCGUAAGCAAAAGUGAGACCACAUACACAAAAAGCCAUUCACACAUAAACAUCCUCCACUCUCUGUCUUUCAGUGGGAUAUGCAAAGAAUAAGGCAAUAUCACAGAGCUGCGGACGAUUCUUGUGCUUUCAGGAUGCGGUGAGUGUGUGUUCUCAUUUCUUUGAGUUUUUCAAAACUCGUACUGUAGUGAGUCAAUGCAAAUGAAAUCAUUCUGCUUUGUCUGAGGGUACAGGCUGUAUAUGGACACCCACACACACACAGAGUCAGCUGCUGGGUAACUGUUGGACAGAUCUGUCAGGACACAUGACUAAUGAGUUCAGAGCAGUGUUUGAUGUACAUGCCUUGUGUGUGUGUGUGUGUGUGUGUGUGUGUGUGUGUUCACAGAAGUGGCAGCUUAGCCUUUCAAACAAGGGGACAUGCUGUUUUUCCUGAAUGUGUGAUGUCUUUUUAUGUCUUGAGUGUUGACCUUUAAACAGUGUGUAUCGUGUGUCAGAGGAUCUUUUCUGCUAACACGCUGUUUUCAACAGAAGAGGACUUGAUGACAUUGAGAUUGCUUUUUUAGAAAACGCUUAACUUCCUUCUGUGUUCUCGUGUUUGUUUCUCUCCUUACUUCUCAAAACUGUUCAUAUCCCAGUGCUGUUUUCCAAGAAAUCUAAGAGUCAGGGAGGAAACUGAAGGCAGGCUGUGACCGAAUGAAAUUAGCCCUGAUACUUCUUUUUAACUUGCAAAAUCAAACAAGCCCAUAAAGUAAAAAAAAUGUGUAUUUCUAUAAUGUUACUGUAGUUGUACUUUUUUCCUUUCUUUUCAGCUGUCUUUUGUCUCAUACAGUCCAGCAAGAUAAUGUUUUUCACCAUGUUUGGUGAAAUUUUGAUGAUAUCACAACUCUUGCUCUCUCAUCACUGAAUUUAUUAGUUUGUACUUUUAUGUCAGAGAUAUUAUUAAUACUUUGGUUGGGAAUUGUGCUUCAUUUCUGUUAUACCCAGUUUGUGCAGCUGCUGUUUCUCUUAUAGUCAUCUUUGAAUUAUUAUGCUAGGUUAUUAGGUAUCUAUUUAGCUUACUUUUAUCAAGCUAGAUAAACACCUAAACGUACAAAUGUGUUGAUACACAGAUUUAAGUUAGCCACUUCCAGGUAUGAAACAAAUCUACUUGUUGAGUUCACAUUAUUUAGAUUACACUUUUAAAAAAUGGGACUGACCUCCAAUAAAAAAAUUAAAUCUUUUUGAACAAACUUCUGUUAACAAGUUUGUUUUAAAUAGCAUUUGAGGAAGAUCAUUUUUAUGCAAAGUUAGUUGAAAGUUUUUCAAAAUAAAAGAAAAAAUGAGGGCACGGCACACAAGUACAAUCUUUAAGGUUGUAAAGUUUUUUUUUUAAUUAUUAACCUGAAAGGAACACAUUCAUCUGUGAUCUUAUGAAACUUAAUACCCACUGUUAGUUGGAUGUUGUAAAUUUAAAAAAAAAAUGUUUUUUGUGCUCCAGGAUGAUGUUAUGUUGCCCCAAAGAGUCCGUCUGCAGCAUGAGAUCUCUCUCCUCCACCCAAACUCUGUAAGUUCCCUUCAAGUAUGCGCUUACUCACUUCCUUCCCUCACUGUUACCCUUCACCACUUCUCCCUUCUGUAGCCCUCCCACCCCACCCCGAUCAUCAGGCCGACUCCCCUCUCACGAUCAAAAAUACUUGUGUUGUUUUUGUGAGCUGGCGUGUGGGGUUUUGCUUGUGGGUGUGUGUGCUUCCCUGCAGUUGGCACGCAAAACAGUGCAAGUAUCCGGUGUUGAUGCUUUCUGUGGCCUGCCAGGUCAGAGGUCAAAGGUUAUGUGUGUGAGGGAAGUGAGGGAGACAGCAUGGAGACAGCAGGCUUGCUGCCAUUCACAAACAGCCUGCCUCUCUCUGUUAUGGUUCAGAUAUACUAUAGCUCUGAGUGAAGGGGCUCUUUGCUUACCAUUAACCCCUUUCUCUUCGGCCAGUAAAAGAUGUGAUGAUUCAUUUUUGACCCAUGUAUUGGAAAUUCAUUUUUAUUUAAAACUGGCACUCAAACCAAAUGGUUAUUUCAUCAUUGUUUAUUCUGCUGACCCUUCAUAGAACAAUUUUUUUUUUUAAAUAGUUUUAUUUUAUAAUUUUUCAAAUAUGUGAAUAAAGAACAGGUGAGGACAAGAGUAGAUAUAAUGAGUACCUGUACACAGGUACAGCACAACAGGGCAGUCCAACAAUUUUAAAAACAACUGAGUUUCUUUUCAUUUGUGGCAAUCCCAUUUUUUUCCCAGUAUAUCCCCCCUUUUACCUUUUGAAUACACAAUGUCAAAGUCAUUUUCCCCAUUAUGCAAAUAGAGUUCAUAAUGUUUACAAGACGUUUCACAGUUGAUGGAUUCUUUUGAAACCAGCACUUGGUAAUUACUUGCAAACAUAAAUAGCUUCAAAAGAUCUGCAUCACUUCCACAGAGGCAAUCAGGAAUUUUUCCAAAGAAACAAAUAGGUGAAGAAAAGGUCAUAUGUUGCAUUUAAGAUUUUUAGAAUUAACUGCUUUUCACAGAAACUGUGACGAAAUUAGACAUCCAUAAAGUCUAAAAGUUGACAUGACCAAGAUAAAAUCUAAAAACUGCAAUGUUUUCAUGCUGACACCCAAAAAAAUGCACUAAAUGCUACUGCUCAACAAUCAAAAAAAUGCUUUUUUCCAGUCAAUAUUAAUGGUUGUCUGCUCUGUUGCAGGAUUAGUUUCAGAUCAGGUAUUCACAGCACACUGCAGUCACAGUCUUAGCUGUAUCAAAAACUCUGUGUGUAAAAAGAUAUGGUGCACACUCUGUCUACAGGAGGCACCCAAAUCAACACUACCGAAAUUUCCUCACAUGAGCUAUAAAGAGAUAUUCCGGCGUAAAAUUAGUUUAGGGUCAAACACACCAUAACACUGAGUUAGACACCCCCUCGAGAGAUGAAUGUUGCCCUUGUGUCUCCAGUUAUACCAACUUUAGUAACGACCGCAGGAUAGCAAUACACAGCGGGUCUGCGAAGCCAUAAACAAACUUUAACCAAAAAGCCACUCUAUAGCCACAAGUAAUGCUCAUCAACAAUGCUAACUUCAUCAACAGUACAUAUAGCGUCCCAGCCAUAGUACUAGCCGUCAAACAUCUUCUUAGCUUUGCUUGAUUUCUUUAGCAAAGAGAUCAAACACAGCUCACCCACUCUCUUCCAGCAGCCGCUUGUUUAUAGCGAGUCCUCAGGGCAGUCCAUUACAGACUACAGCGGGGUGACGCAGCUUAAGGAAGAACAUUUAUGAUCAUUUCUUCAUGGAAAUGCAAUUAGACCGAGACGCUUAACCAGAAGAACUACCACAUCUGCAGUGCAAAAUUAUCAAUAUGGUGAUUAUUACUUCAAGGAAAUUAUAAAGAAAUUAUCAUAAAUGUUCUUCCUUGAGCUGUGUCACCCACAGCAGUCCAUAAUGGACUGUCCUGAGGUCUUGCUACAAACAAGCAGCUGCUAGAAGAGAGUAGGUGAGUUGUGUUUUGUCUCUUUGCUAAAGAAAUCAGGCAAAGCUAAAAAGAUGUUUGGUGGUUAGUACUAUGACUGGGACCCUAUAUGUACUGUUGAUGAAGUUAGGUGCUGUUCUGAGCAUUAUUUGUGGCUAUAGAGUGGCUUUUUGGUUGAGGUUUGCACAUAGAAACGUAGAUUGCUGUGUAUUGCUAUCUGUGGUCAUUACUAAAGUUGGUAUUACUAGAGAAGCAAGCAGUCUGCAACAUUUAUCUCUUGGGUGGGGGGGUCUAUCUCGGUGUUACGGUGUGUUUGAUCCUAAAUUAAUUUUACACCGAAAUAUCCCUUUCAGAUUUAAGCCUGAAUCAAAAGCUUGGUUAUAGAGACACUGCUGUUUUCAGGUUAUCUGUUAUCUGGUCUUUGCAGUCAACUCCAACCUCAGAAUACACAAAACUCUACAAAAGACAAUGCUAGACCAAAACAAGAGGGGGUUUUCAUUCUGCCUUUGUUUCUGUAUUUUUUUGUGAUAGCUGAUAGGCUGUAAAGUUCAGAGGAUACCCGAGGGGUCUACAGAGCGAUACACUCGCUGGAUCAACACAAUCACUCAGGAGCAGCUCAUCACACAGGUAUGUACACACUGCUGUGUUUUCUGUACUCAGACUGUGUGUGUUUCAGUGUUAGAGGUCAUGUGCCAGGCAGCAGGCAGGGCAGACAGAAACAGGAUAUGUACCUGCCGUCUGCAGUUUCCACGGAAAUGUGGCAGUGGACUGCACAGAGGGCGCAGCAUCACUGCGACCUCUGCGUUCAUGUCAGUCCCAGCAGAGGAAACAGCUCACACUGCCAGCUGUCUGCUGAGCAGAGUUUACAGGGGAAACUGUCGGCGAUGGAAAGUUCAUUACAGAGAGAAAAAACUACACUGAGCUUGCCGUGCACACGCCGCUGUUUUCCUCUAGUUCUAGUUCAUACCUUUCUAAAAACACAGUGUUUAUUCUCCUGUAUCGCUGUGUAAAAAUCACCAGACAUGACUGUCACUUACACAACAGUCUAGUGUUUUCAAACAAAUCCACCAGUGUGAUAUAAAGGCUUUGCAAAAACUGUGAAUGAAUCACAUUGUCUUCAACUUUAAAAGAAACACAACAGACCAAUACUACGGAGGGCAAGGAGGAAACAGUUUAGCAUCGCUGUGGCUCAGUGUUGAACAGUAGUCAACUUGACAUGUCUCAGUAAGAUAAGUACAGGUGUUAUUUAUAAUCAACUCUGGCCCUGAUCCACUGAAUUCUGUCAUUGUGUUAACACAAACUCCUCAAGGGCCCCGAAGCAAUCUAAUCAUUUCUUUUGCUGUUUCCAUGUUCUUUAUUACAGCGACAUGUUAUCCUGUUCUCUGUGACCUGCUGUAAAAGGAGCAGCUCAUCCCAAUGAUUAUCUCUUAAAGCUCUUGUGAGGAGUUUUUUAGAUGUUUAUAAAAUUAUGCUUUUUUAUGAUAUAUAUAUUAAAAAAAAACAUAAGAACUAAGGUUGACUAACACUUUUUCCUGAGUUUUGGUGCCUCAAACUGGUGUGAGGGUGAAGGUGUCAGCCAAGCAGCCAAAGAAACAGCCCUCUAUUAAAAUGUCCACAUAGAACAUUUACAGUAAACAAUACUUUUGACUGUCAAAGUAAGCAGGUUGAGAUUUUUGGUCAGAUGACAAUAUGUAAAGGGAUAUUCCGGUGUAAAAUUAAGUUAUGGUCAAACACACCGUAACACCGAGUUAGACACCCCCUCAAGAGAUGAAUGUUGUCGACUGCUUGCUUCUCAAGUUAUACCAACUUAAGUAACGAUCACACAAUAGCAAUAGCAACACAGAGGUUUAUGGCUCAACAUGCAAACCUCAACCAAAAAGCCACUCUAUUGCCACAAAUAAUGCUCAGAACAGCACAGAACUUCAUCAACAGUACAUAUAGGGUCCCAGUCAUAGCACCAGCCAUCAAACAUCUUUUUAGCUUUGCCCGGUUUCUUUAGCAAAGAGCCCAAACACAGCUCCGAAAUUAAGGUUAAAAUUCUGAAGCCUGUACAGUAUCUGAUAAAAGCAGAAAAUGUGAGAAAAACAAAGGACAACAUCAAUGAUGAUGAGGCUCCAACAGAACCAACAAACAGGAGCAUUACAAUGAAGAGACACAGACGUUCUUGGUUUGUGUGUAAACUAAAGUAGUUUUUCAACGGAUGUUUGUUGUGGAAAUCAGCCUUAUCUUCUGGUACAUUUUAUUUACUAUGGAAAUUUAGAUUUUUAUUAUAAUUUACAGAUAUUGGCGUGGUACAUAAAUCAGCAAGUGAAUAAGGGGAGUUCCUGCACUCAUUUAUUCUAUCUUUAUGGUUGCUUUAUAAAAUAAUUUAUAACAUACAGUGGAUGAAUUAACAGAAGAGCCGCUCAAACCAAAACCAUUAUUUAGAACCAAACAGGCAUUUUUAUGACGUAGGACCUGAUGGGGAUUUCUUGGCUUUUGCAGCUAGCCUCAAGUGGACACCGGUAUAAUUGCAGGUUUAUGUUAUCAUGCAUCAGUCUCCUUUUUCCCACACCAGCUGCUGCAGCUUGGUCAUGGCACAGCUACGUCAGCACAAAUCUGACACCUUCGACCUGACGUUUGACACAGAAAGGAAAAAAUCUUAAACAAACUGUUUGGGAAUAUUUGCAUACCACAUUUACAACUCAUAUGUCUACCCUGAUCAUACCUACUUCAGUGUUACAUUAAUCAGUAAAUGACAACAGAGCCAGUCACAGAAUAAUAAAACCACUUGUUUCAGUUCUAUUUAUGUACAGAUGGAAGUCUACUGUUGUCGUCUGAACAAAACACACUGUCACCAAGGCAACAAGUCAGCCCUGAUCCAGUCUCUUUGUAACACACACACCACAGAUACACACACACACACACUUCACACACACGGUCUGCAUAACUCCUUAGCAGACAUUCCAGGAUAUUCAUGUGAUAUUAAGUUUCAUGGAGCAUGAGAAUGAGAUCAUACAUUGAUUCUGCAGGCUUAGAACAGCCUCUUCCUCUGCUCCUUCUCUUUCUUUACUUCGUCUGUCGAAGUAACUUUCAGGUUUGGGGGCAAAGAAAUAGAAACUAACUGGGUUAACUUGGGGAUUUACCCAGUGUUGUGCUGGUCUAACUUGAUCCAGAGCGCUUCCCUGGGUGUUCAUCUGUUGGCCAUUAGAUAUGGUGAAUCUAAACCUUCCCUACCCCAUCUCUGUCCCCUGGUUUCCCAGAACUCAUUUUAAUUCCUCUUAUUCAUGCUUUUGGCCACAGCUUACAUCUGUUGCAAUAUUACAACAGAAAGGAGAGAAGCUGUACGUAGGUGGACACGCAAACACGCACAGCUUUCACACAUACACACACACAAAUCUGCUAGAUUUUGUCCAGCUGUUCAAUUGGCUGAAUCCAGAUGUUUUUCACAGUUUUCAUCUGUGAUUCAUUUGAGUUAAAUACAGUAGUAUUCUACUCCAGCUGAGAGUGGUCACAUACACACACACACGGCAACACACAGCGAAUGAAACAAAGUGACGCAGUUGGACAAAGCAAUGAAUUAACCUGAAAUGACCCUGCUGGUUUAACAACAAAACACAAACAAAAAGAAAAAAAGAGAGGAAGGAGGAGGGUGGGGGUCUGGAGGGAGGGAUAGGUACAAGUCCAGGAAGAAAGGAAAUUAUCUUAAAGACUUUGUGGUCAGAACAAGAAGAAGAAGAGGUCCAAACAAGUUCAUUAGUCAAAGAUCAAGUCAAAGGAGCUGGAAGUGUGUAUCCUUCCUCUGCACACUUCAGGAAGCACACACUCCUGCUGCACGAGAGCACAUGUGGCUGCACUCUAACCUGUUUUGUUUUACAGAUUAGAAGUUAACUUUUGCAGACUCAAUUUUUUCCCCAAAGCCAAGUGGGAAACUUCCAGAGCCAGAUGCCAAAUCCUGCACAGGUUUUAUCUGAUAUGAGUGUUAUGUUACCAGGGAAUGUGUCUUUUUUAUGCACAGUGUAUGUGCAUGUUUGUCUGACAGGUAAACUCACUGAUAAAUGGGAAAAAGCUUUGCACUUCUUGCUGGAUUUGAUUGUUGAGACUGAAAUUCAGACUCCCUCUAGGUUCACAGUACAUUAAACAUAAGAGAACAUUUAUGCUUUAAGUUAAAGCUCCCAUGAGGAAAGUUGAAGUCUUUUCACUGUGAAAUAUUCUUUUUUGUUUGAUGUUUUAGGUCAUAAAGAGGCAUCACUAUGUCAGCAAUAUCAGUCUGUUUUAUAACUAGUUAAAAACUCCUCCCUAGAGCUUGAAAUAAAUGUCUGAAGAUGAAGUAACACAGUUUUUAAAACAAGUUUAUGUUUUGGAGCAUAAAAAUUACUCAGCAAAAUUUGCAGGCCUGCUCUAAAUUUAUAUCCUUUGGUCAGGGUGCGGUCCUUAAUCUCUUUGGGGCUUCCCAAACCCAGCACACAAACUGAUGCAUCAUGAGAGCAUCACUUUGACUGAAAGAAUCACAAUUAGUGUUUUAGUAAUUGUGAAAAGCUGUAUGGGGCUACAGCACAUCCGAUUGGUGUAUUAAAUUUCUCCAAACACCCUGUGUUGUAAUCUGAUCUGCUCCUGUGUCUCAGGUGUUUACAUCUCAUGGGCCUACUGUCAUAAUGCCAACAUGGUUUUGUUCAAGGGACUGGUUCCUGAAGGUUGGACCAUUUAACGAAGGAGGCAAGGUGAGCGAUUGCAUGUAAAAAUGUUUCAGAAGCCUUCUUGUGAUGUCGCUGUUUCUCUUCUAUAAACCCUUUACAUCGAUGGCGCCAAAUGACAUGAAUCCAAACAUGACUCUAUAUUGAUUUAGCUUGCUUCCUUUAUUCAACUUUAUAUUAAAACACUAUGUUUAGAACCACUUAAGCGUAACGUAAAAGCUCAUAUUUCAUUGUAGGAUUGAAGUUGAAGUGGAAAUAGGUCUGCUGUUUUUUUCCCUCUGGCUUUGUCUUCCUACAUGGACACCCAGACCAUGGUUACAUAGAUGAAGGCUGAGUCUUAACAGCCCAAAGCUUUAGAAAUGGCUUUAUAACCUUUUUACCAGACUGAUGGAUCUCAAUUACUUUCUUUCUCAUUUGUACCUGAAUUUCUUUAGAUCUCGGCAUGAUGUCGAGCUUUUGAGGAUCUUUUGUUCUACUUCACUUUGUCAGGCAGGCCCUAAUGAAGUCAUUUCUUGAUUGAGAACAGGUGUGGCAGUAAUCAGACCUGGGUGUGGCGGGAGAAAUUCAACUCAGGUGUGAUAAAACACAGUUAAAGGUGGAGUAGGCGGGGUUCCGUUAAAGAAGCAUCUUUUUUGUGGUGUAUAUACAAAAAAGCUUUUAAUAUCAGUCAAUAGCUAUGAGUUAUUGAUGACAUUUGGGAAUAUCACAAUAUCGCUGUAUUCUCUUAUGUCUGUGUAGUCAACAUUUUAACAUUUUUGAGCAGCCCGCUUUCUCUGACCGUAAACAAAGCCAUUCUCCGCCUCCCCCAACCUGAUUGGUUGUGAGGCAGACGCUACUCCCUCAUGUUGUGAGGCACGUUCCACGUCCUCCAAUAAAGUUCUCGAGCCCCAACAAAGUUAGUAUGCUACAAAAUGGACAGCAGAAACCAACCAGAAAGUACGAAAAAUUGUCUAAAUCCUCCCCAAGCAAGAAAACAAAGUAAAUACCGGAGACUCUGGUGGAAUAACAGGUGCUUAAAAAGGUGGUAGACCGGACAAGAGCGUGAAAGCCGGGUCAACAUCAAUGAAGCAUAAACGGUGGGGGACGCUUCGGAAUCUUGGUGACCCUGUAACCUUUCUGUUGGACAGGUAAACAGCUUUAACAAAGUAAGCCAAGUGUCUGUAACAGAAGUGUUUCUUGCCAAAUGGGACCUGCUGCCUGUUGUAGCGCCACUAAACUGUUUACCUCGGGUCCUGGAGUAUGUCACUUUAUCCUAGAGGUGAAAGCCCUGCAAACAUCGUGUUUGCUGGUAGUCUGUUGGCAUCUACAUUAGCAGCAAUGCUUUUUACUUUCACGUUGACUGGGCCCCAUUUGUAUUUAUCUGAAGUAUUUAUCUGCAUUAUAUCUGAAUUUAAUUGAAACGACAUGAGCGAGCAGGAGCGUCUGUUUGUGGGCGGGGCUUGCUGGAGCAGAGACGGAGGGGAGAGGAGGAGCUGAGGGGAAAACUGGUUGAGAGGGGUAGAGUUUUCAUUCAAGAUUUCUCCCAAAAACUGGCACUUGCCCAGAUCCUGCCUACCCCACCUUUAAGUUGUGUUUUAAUAGGGGGGGCAAUCACUUUUUCACACAGGGCCAUGUAGGUUUGGGGUUUUUUUUCUCCCUUAAUAACAAUAACAAUAACAAUAACAAUAAUAACAACCUUCAUUUAAAAACUGCAUUUUGUGUUCACUUGUGUUGUCUUUGACUAAUAUCUACGUUUGAUGAUCUGAAACAUUUAAGUGUGACAAACAUGCAAAAAAAUAAGAAAUCAGGAAGGGGGCAAACACUUUUUCACACCACUGUACAUACAGUCAUGUUGUGCAGGAGCAGCUUAUGCAGCCUGCAGUUCCUAACCUCAGGCGUUAAUUAGGACUGGGCUGAAUAGUCAUUUUUGUCCACAUAUAUGUCCAUCUUCAAACCUGGAUCAAACAAUACCGUCUCCAGUAACAGAUGAGUGGAUUUCACAGAGCUCUCUGUAACCUCAGGUUUUCCUUUGUAAGUGAUAAUGUGCUCAACAUGUUCUCCUCCAAGUGAAUAACCCUUGCAACUAGUUUGAUCUUGUUAGAGUGAAAACCAAAUGAAGUACUGCCCCAUCUCUCCUCAGUUUCAGCAAAUACUCAACAUCUGCAACAAUUAUUUAACACCCGACUUCCUCCUCUGCAGGGAAUCCCAGAGGACCUACUCUUCUUUUACCAGAGUAUUCGUCGAGGAGGGGGCGUAGCCAGGGUGGAUGAGUGCCUGCUGGUGUACCGCUACCAUGAGAAGGCCGCCACACACUCUGUAACAGAGUAAGCGGCAACACGCACCCUACCCGCGCACAUACACACACACACACGCACACACACACACACUUAAAAGCUAUGCUGAUCCUCCACCUACUCACAGCUGCCCAUGGGCAUCCCAGAUUUUCUCAGGGCUCAUGCACAUAAAUAUGCAAACACACACUCACUCGCAGGCGUGUUUUUGUAAUCUUGGAGUAUGUUUUUGGAAUUCCAAAUACUUUCCCAGCAUAUGAAUCAGGGAUUUAAACCUGUUUUCUUCCCUGUGGAACAUUCAGUAUCUCUCUGACAUACUGUGUUUGAGAUGGUGUGUGUCCGUGCUCACAGAGUGAGUAAAGAGUUCCACUGCAGUGAAUGGAGAUCCCCUCUCAGUCAGGUAGACAUCACUCAAUUCUCCAAACUAAACAAAAAAGAAAACAUAUUUAAAGCAGUAUUGGAGUCUAAAUCUUCAGAUAGUUUGCCUUUUUUUUUCUCUUUCAAAAAUGACAAGAAGUAGAUGUCCACACUUCUCAGUGUAGCUUGAUGGUCCACUGUUGGUAAGGUACACAUGUAUGUGUAUUUGUUUGUGUGUGUAUUUUGAGUAUCUGAAACAUCUCACACUCAUGCAGUGGCUUGUUUUCAACAAGGCCUUGAAGUGUCUCCAGGUGUGUGUGUCUAAAAAUGUGAAAGACACCAAAGUAGAAGGUCUUUCCUUCCCCCACACAAACACUUUCUUCUCCUCUGUUUCAUACAUCCCUCCUUCCACUCCUCCUCCUCUUCUUCUUCCUUCCUCACUUCCCCCCUACGUGUGUCCACAUCUCGUAUAUCUCCCUAUGUUGACGCACUCCUUCACCCAUCAUCCUCUUCUCUGUCUUCGUCUAUCAUCUGUCUAUUUUUAGACCUCUAUUUCAAGCUGCUUCCCGCUCUUCCCCUCCUGUUGUCAUCCCUUCACACCCACAACACACCAACUUCCUCUUUAGGUCAAAUAAAACCAUCGUCUCCCUGCUGCCUUUCAAAUGUAAAUGUAAAAAGUGUGUUAGAGAUGUGAGAGGCUUGUAUUUCAGAAAGUAAAGAUGAUGUAAAACAUAAACAAGGUGAGGGUUUGUUACCCCAGAAAAACUGAACUUUGAAGUUACGUGUUUGCUCAAUUCAUGUGUAUGUGAGAAUGUAUACCAGAGUGUGGAACGUGUGUUUGCCUUUUUGAUCUGUGUGGUAUUAGACGGAUAACAGCUUCAGUGUGUGUAUACAGAUACAGUUUAUAGUAAGUCUCUGCCGAGUUUCUGCCAUGUCUUACAGUCAAAGCCUGAAUCGAGGAUCUGCAGAGACCACCCGCGUUCCACCAUGGUGGUGGGUUUGGGUUUGUUUGUCAUAUGAGGCCCGAUGUUAGACCCAGUGAGACACUCACAUCAAAAGGCAACGGUGGAGAACCCACUGUGAACAUGUCUGUACAAUUACUCAAGACUAGGACAUGAGUAUGUGUGUGUGUGUGUGUGUGUGUGUGUGUGUGUGUGUGUGUGUGUGUGUGUGUGUGUGUGUGUGUGUGUGUGUGUGUGUGUGUGUGUGUGUGUGUGUGUGUGUGUGUGUGUUUGUGGAGGGGGGGGUUGUGGGAAAGGUUAAGAGCAUGAGUGGAGCGCAAAGACAUAUAUCUGAAUGUAAAGUUGUGUCUCAAUGUGUGUGUGAGGCCUGUGUACAGCUGUGUGUAUCAGUCAAAGUGCAGACAUCAAGAGAAAAAAGCCUUUUCCAAAGAGCCUCGAUGUGAGCACUCACAAGAAAACGGUCAUUUAUCAAGUUCUAUCCUGGUUAUCUGUAUGAUAAUCUUUGAUUUUGUUCAGUAGUGUUAACUCUUACAACUACUGCAAUCUGGAAAAUAUGUUAAAAAUAAUGAGCUCGAUAUGUUUGUCUUGAAAUGAAUCAGGACAUCUCAGUUUAUGCUACAAUAUAAAAAAUAUGAUGUUUCCAAGUUUAACAAGACACUAAAUCAGGCCGACUAAGAAAAACGUAUAUCUAAGUUUGCUUCACCACCUCAAUCAGCAAACAACACAGAGCAUAUGUUAAACUUUUUUAGUUAGGAGUAUGGGGGACCAAAAAUUAUAGUUAAUAAUUAGAAGUAAAUAAAUAAAUGAAUCGAUAAAUGCAGAAAUAAAUGAAUGAAUAAUUAGGAGGAAUGUUGUUUUGGCCAUGUUGAAGCACUAAGUGUAAAUAAUAUGUCAUAUAAGUUACAAUGCAGAAGAACAUUUCCAUUUGUUGUGGCCAUUUUUUUUUUAUUGUUUUAAACACUAACAUUAAAAUCCUCAUGUUUUGAGUUACCCCUCAAUGAAAAUGGUAAAUUUAGUAUUAAAUUGACCCACAAUAGAUUCAUUAUACUUAAGUCAAAAAGAAGUACAAACUGUGGAAUAAGAGGGACAAUUUAAGAUUAAUAAAUCAAUCAAUUUUAAAUCUGUGUCAGGAAGUGCUUCUUAAGUUCAUAUCAACCUCUUCAGAGAUGUCUAGAGUUUAGCUAAAGAGCAGGGGUAAUUUAUAGGUAGCAGGUUGUUCUAACAGGAAAACCCCUGGGGGGUGAGACAGGACCCCUUGGCUACUGGAUCAGUUUCCUAUUAAGCUUUACGAAAAUUCUUACGUGAGAAUUAUCGACUCUUCUUACUGGUUCAUCUGUUUUCAACAAAGUGGAACAGUCUGACUCCAAAAGCAUAUGAAGUGACGUCCACACCCAUAUGAUGUACACUGAACAAAAAUAUAAACACAACAAAUCUCUUAAAUAUUGUUGAGAAAUUUUUCUAAAUCUGUGUUAGUGAACACUUCUCCUUUGCUGAGAUAAUUCAUCCACCUCACAGGUGUGGCAUAUCAAGACGCUGAUUAGACAGCAUGAUUAUUGCACAGGUGUGCCUUAGACUGGCCACAUAUAAAAGGCCACUCUAAAAGGAGCAGUUUUAUCAUACAGCACAAUGCCACAGAUGUCACAUUUUUGAGGGAGUGUGCAAUUGGCAUGCUAACUGCAGGACUGUCCACCCGAGCUGUUACCCGUGAAUUGGAUGUACAUUUCUCCACCAUAAGCUGUCUCCAAAGGUGUUUCAGAGAAUUUGACAGUACAUCUAACCAGCCUCACAACUGCAGACUAUGUGUAACCACACCUGCCCAGGACCUCCACAUCCAGCAUCUUCACCUCCAAGAUCGUCUGAGACCAGCCACCCAGAUAGCUGCUGCAACAAUUGGUUUGCAUAAUCACACAAUUUCUGUACAAACUGUCUGAAACUGCAUGUUCGUCGUCCUCAUCGGGGUCUUGACCUGACUGCAGUUCGUCAUCAUUAGCGACUUCAGUGGGCAAAUGCUCACAUUCGAUGGCAUCUGGCACUGUGGAGAGGUGUUCCCUUCAUGGAUGAAUCUCGGUUUUCACUGUACAGGGCAGAUGGCAGAAAGCAUGUUUGGCAUCGUGUGGGAGAUGUCAGUGUUAUGAAUCAAGUGGCUCAUGGUGACAGUGGGGUCAUGGUAUGGGCAGGUGUAUGUUAUGGACAACGAACACAGUUGCAUUUUAUUGAUGGCAUUUUGAAUGCAUAGAGAUACCGUGACAAGAUCCUGGGUCCCAUUGUUGUGCCAUUCAUCCCUAACCAUCAUGAUAAUACACGGCCCCAUGUUGCGAGGAUCUGUACACAAUUCCUUGAAGCUGAAAACAUCCCAGAUCUUGCAUGGCCAGCAUACUCAUCGGACAUGUCACCCAUUGAGCAUGUUUAGGAUGUUCUGGUUCAGUGUAUAAGACAGCCUGUUCCAGUCCUGCCAAUAUCCAGCAACUUCACAAAACCAUUGAAGAGGAGUGGACCAUCACUCCACAGGCCACCAUCAACAACAUGUGUUGCACUGUGUGAGGCAUAUGGUGGUCCCACCAGAUUCUGACUGGUUUUCUAAACCCCCCAGAUACCCCCAAUACAGUAAAACUGUAAAAAUUAGCAUCUUGAUAUGCCACACCUGUGAGGUGGACAGAUUAUCUCAGCAAAUGAGGAGUGUUUACUAACACAGAUUUAGGCUACGUUCACACUGCAGGUUAUGAUCCACAAUUCAGAUUUUUUGUUAAAUCUCUUUGUGCGGUCGUUCACAUUACAACAAUGAAUGCGGCAUCUAAUGUGUACGAACGCGUCCAUGUAGUGACUUGCAUACGCACAAAGCAGGACGUGACGCUGUUCUCCGUUCCCUUGUCCGCCAUUGCUUUCUGCGCCUGUUUGUGUUGUCGAACAAUGGUGAUGUUUGUUGCAUAUUGAUGACGUAUAGGUCGGAUGAACGCAACCUGAGCGUCCACACUGCAGUCACAUCGGAUACAUAUCAGAUUUAUAUCCACAAACAAAAGAGGCCUGGGUCGGAUUUGAAUCUGAAAAAAUCUGAAUUGCACUGUUCACACUUACAUGAAAAAAUCAGAUUGUGUCACAUAUGGUUAAAAGAUCCGAAUUGACCUGCAGUGUGAACAUAGCCUUAGACACAUUUGUAAACAAUAUUUGAGAGAAAGAGGUCUUUUUUUGUACAUAGUUAAAGUCUUCGAUCUCGAGUUCAGCUCAUGAAAAAUGGGAGAAAAAACAAAAGUGUUGCAUUUAUAUUUUUGUUCAGUGUAUAUGAGGGCAACGCUGCUCAACUGCUCAACUGAGCAGGACCAAAACAUCGAAAGUAGGCUUGUGGAGGGGGGACCUUAAAGAGACAGCAGCCAAAAAGAAGCAAAAAUGAUUAUAUUUUAAUCCACCACUGUGAGAAAUUUGUGGAUUUGCAGGUUAUCUGUUGGUUUAUAUGUUGUAUUUAAAUGUGCAGCAGGUUUCUUUCAUAGUCCCGUGCAUUACGCUCCUGACUUACUUUAAACCAAACUUGGACCCACAAAAAGCAAAAUAGGACUAACAUUUUCAGCAUGUCAUACAGUGUACAGGCAGAAAGGAGUAAGUAUUAUAAACCACGUCAGAUAAAUGCAUCUAUUUCAGGCCUGCAGGCAGCUGCUCUCAUUUUCUACUCGUAUAUUUCAAAAGUUUGAAUCCACCCUCUGAUCCUCUCCUUACUGUCUUGGUUUCCAGGGAGACCAUUUGGAGGCUGCGAGUAGACUUCCUGCAAGAGAGAGUUCUCAGCCAAUGGGAGAGCUUCACCAUAUGGAAUGCUGGGAAACAGGGCCGGAAACUGUACCGAUGCCUGAACCCGAUCAACCAGAAGAAAGUAGGUUUUCUGGAGCAUUUAGGAGUUUAAAAGACGUUGUUCCUGUUUCUUAGUGCCAUUUUGAUUUAUGCAUCAGGUGAAGGCUUUCUGUGACGUAGAUGAGAACAAGAUUCAGAAAGGUUAUUAUACCUACGAGGAGUCCAAGGUAAGAUUAACCAUUUUACUAGACAUUAUAUUUGUUCAAGCUUCCAGUAAUGAAAUGUGAUUCAUGUGUUUCCCUUUUUGUUCAUGUCUCCCCAGCAAAGACCUAAGUCGAAAAUCCCAAUCCUACACUAUAGAGACGCCUCCGCCCCUUUCAUUAUCUGUGUGAAACUGGUGAGCUAAACGCGUGUUUGUGUGUUGUAUGUUUGCUGUUUCUGACCGCCUGUCCCUCAGGUCUGUAAUCUAAGUUAACAACAUAAUGACACAGGGCGUGUGCCUGGCACAGGACGUAACACACACACGUACACUCUGGCACAUACACAGAGGGUCAUCAGGAAAUGGGUCGAGACAGCAGCCUGAUCUUUGAUCACAUGAUGUUUGUACAAACGUCAGAUGUUUUUGCUACCUUUCUGUUUUGUACAUUUUUUAUUGAAGUUUUCAAACCUACUGCUCUGCCAUCCCCUUAGAUUACCAAGUGUAGUUUUUAUGCAUUCAUGGACAACUAAACAUGCAUACACCAACACAAACACACACAUAUUUGGUGAUUCUGGCUGCUAAUUCACUCAUUGCCCAUCUACCACCUCACCAGACUCAGACAUCAGAUCUAAAGUGACCCCACCUAUGGGUCCUGCUAAUUGCUCAAUUACAGAAAUUGGAAGAAGUAAUCACAGUCAGAGGACAAGCAGACCUGGACUCACUCACCCUCUUUCUCUCUUGUUCUUUUUGACUCACACACUAACACACACAAACACCUUGAUUCCAUCACAUAAGCUUUUUUCUAUAUCCAUACAUCAAAAAAUGGCAACUUUUAAUCUUGAACUUUUUUACAGUUAAUGCAGAAGUUCUGCUGCUGAGUCCUGAUGUCUUUGACCUGUCUUAUAAACCUUUACUUUACUCUGGUUUACUUAAACAUGACAAAACUUCCUAAAAAAUACACAGCAAUCGAAGAGUUUAAGAGCAAAUGAUCUUUGCUGCAUUCUUUUUGUGUAAAAUUUUCCUCCCAUUCUCUGUUUUUGUUUUUCUUCCGUAGGACAUGACAGGAGGCGUUCUGGAAGAAAACCUCAACUCUUUGCAGCUAAAGGAAGGAAGAGAUUACUACCAUUUCAACUGACUGCUCAGAGCAGCAGGGAGGAUAAGAGCAGCCCAGCAGCUUUGAUAGUUUCAGAUGAGAGGAAUGCAGAGGAUUACUGAAGUAUUCGUGCACAAAUACACAAACUGAGCAAUUGGCAGGUGAUAUCAGGAGGAGAAUGAAGUGAACAUUGAGACAGAGAACUGAUCAUAUCAAGGAAGAAGAGACAGAGUGGGUGACAACAUGUAUCAACCAUGGACGGAGUGUCGGUGACUAUCCUGAUUGGUUUCAGUCAAGGCGUUGAGAAGCCUAAUAUCAGCAAAAUGAAGACUUCAACGAACUUAUAUCCAAUCUGGAAAUCUGCUAGAAGAUGGAGCUGAGCAUGUAGUCCUGCUGAGGGCUACAACACACAAAGCUGGUCAAUUCUGCCAAAUCUCAAAAGAUUAAACUUCUUAUGCGUAACUCUCAACAAACGAAAAGUUACUGAAAUGUAACUUCGUUAAACCAGGCUGUAAACACAUUUACUCAGGUAUUUUAUGGGCUGUAAUGGGGCUUCCUUAGAUUCUUGGUUUAGUAAAAAUAUAUCAUCCCAAUUGAUAAAAAUGGAUGCCACAGCAGAUUCAACUCAUCCUCCAGUAGCAGAAGCUGCCAUCUUGGUUGUUUGGGAAUAUGCUGAGGUAGUGUUUCAGUGACGUCAUUUGAAAUAAAGGAUUGUAUUUGGUCCAGUAUAUAUGACAUUAAUGGUAAAAUGUUGAGUAUGGCAGCAGAUGUAGACCCACAUGCUAGAGAAAAUGACUGUGAGCUGACUGAUGGGUCUGGAAAGGCAAAAGUAUUUGUGCUUUUCGAAUUAAAACUGUAAAAGCUUGGACAUGCUUAUUUAAGAAACCAUAAACUGACAAUAAGUCAGAAGGAAGAGGGAAACAGAAAACGUGGAUGGAUGAUUCACUGAGUUGAGUCCACUGAGAAUAGCCUGUGUGUGUACUAACUUCGUCACUGAGUGCUCAAGCUGUAAAGACUCAUGACUAUUAAACCUUGAGGUGGGCGGCCAAGUCCACGCCUUUACUUAAAGCGUUAAUGAAACAUUUUUUUUAAAUCUGUAGACGGUGUCACAGCUAUUGUCAAUCAAAUUUAUUUGUCUUUUUAAUAUUGUUUUAAUAUUACAACAGCAAGGGUUAUACACCUUUAUGUGUUACUCUUUAGAGGAAACAAACUCCACAAGAAAAGACAGUAACCAAUGUUGACCAUGAAAAGAAUAAAAUAUUCUUAUUUUUUCAUCUGCAGUAGUCUGAGAAUUUUAUGGACCAUAAUUAAGACUUAAACAAUUACAUAUUAAUGUUAAAUAUGGGGUUAUGUCAGAUUAUCACCAAAGCUGACAAAGGUGGUACAUUUCAUGAGUGGGAUCACAGCACUGAUGUGUUAACAGUCCUCCCUGAUGCAUCUUUGCCAAAUUAAAUACUCACAGAUACAUCUGCUUCAAACAUGGAUACUGCACAUGUUUGUUUUUCAUUCCCUGGGUCUCUUAUGAAAUCUUAAGAACAAUAACGUCUUUAAGAGAGCACAGUUCUGAUACAUAAACACACCCAAAAAGUUUAUUUUACCUCACAGAGUGUGGGUUUUUUUCUACACAAAGGUAAACAGACCUUUCUCCACAAACUCCCCCCCUGUAGUUUCCUGGAUUGGCAACGUGGUCCGCUUUACUGUAAAUGUGGCCGCAGCAUUUUGUAGGGAAACAACAGCAGCAACAACUCUAGAGAGUGGGCUCUUUUAUAUCCAUUACCUUUGUUUGUUAACAGUGGAUCAAACACACUUUCACAGCAGUGUGCAGAUGCAGAAUCACUGUACCAUAUUGAAUGUAUUGUGUUUGAUGAAUAAGAGGACUGUUUGGAUAUGAUUCAGCCUGAGGUUUAUGAAGUCCAGCCCUCUGCUCUGCCACCCACAGUCCAGUGCUGUGCGGAGUCUGGGAAAAAUAUCACAUCCACUUAGCACCCAGUCUCCACCGGGAUCCUACACUCCUCUGUUUGUACACACAAACACUCAAACAAGAAGGUGUCAUCCUCAGAGAUGUGUUUCUUUCCAGUAUGCCAGUUUCCAUGAAGUAGUGUGUAUAUUGUUGAUCAGCUAUUUUCUUCAAUCAGGAGGCAAUCAAAGUGCACAUAUCCACCUCUAUGCUCUUUAAAUUUAAGGUGGAGUAAUGGCGUGUGCUUUUUCUUACUGGGUGAUUCAAAGCUCCUGUGAGGAACUCAUUGUUUGUGGUGAUUAUAGCGCCCCCUGUGGACAAAGCUGUGCCUCUUAUCUUGUUGCUAAUCUUGUUCAAGGCUAGUUUAAAUAAUGUUUUCCCCCCAAAAAAAGCACACCCUGCUUUUUUGUAACAGUUAAAUUAUCACUGACUACAUCUGUGUAAAGAAGAAACUCAAAAUCCUUUUUUGUCAAUCAUCUGGCACCACAGCCACUCCCCUAACAAUAGUUACCGCUGUUCAAAAUGGUGAUAUAUGGAUUGUCAGUCAUGUUGCUUUUGCAGGUCAGAUAUAGGCAUCAUUCCAAAUGUGAGUCUGUUUUUUAUAACCUUUUAUAAAACUCCUAAAUUAAAGAGUUGGGUUUUAACUAAAUGUCACAAAAGACUCAGAAACAAAGUACGUCCUUCAUGAUCAAGAAAUUUACACAUCAAACUAUUUACUUUGUUCUGUUUUUCUCAUGAAAUUCAAAAAUCCAUUUUAUUAGUUGUUUGACUCAACCAAAACAUUUAUCUUUGAGGCUUCAUUGUUUCCUCCAGAUUUCAUCCUGUUAUCAGUCUCAUAAUGGCAGUAAAUUAAAAUAAUGAUCUCUGUCAUUGAGGUCAGUCCACCAAUUUGAUUCAGAGUGAAAUAACAUUCAUCUGUUUGCCUCUAAAUUGGGUGUGUAUUCCUAAAGAAUCCAUGCAACUUUUAAGCAACAGGUUGACUGUUAUUACCCAAAAUAUGUCAUUAUCUACCAUAGCAUCUGCUGUGUUAUUGGGUAAGGACAUUUAUGGCUUUGUUGUAAUGCUAAUUUGAGGUCAAAUACGUCUGCUGUACCUUUGUUUUUGAUCCUGUAAUAUCAGGACCACCAGUGUGACACUUAACAAAGUGAUGGAGUGCGUAUUACCGUUGUAAGACUGCGAACAAAGUAAGCAUUAAUCUUUCUAAAUUUAAUAUGCUAACAUAAAUAUUGAAUUUUUCCCUGGAGAUUGAUUAAGUUCUUUGUCUUUUUCUUCUUCUUAAGCUGUGUCCAGAUCCACACUAACAUACAACUCACUACACACUUAAAUAGCGUGUAUUUGACACUGCCUACAAACUCAGCAGUUCUAAUGUUACUGACAACUACUAAAGCACAUUUUUCUUGCUCUGAGGUGUUAUUAAUGUAAUGUUUCUGGUAAAAGCUAUAAUGACUAAUAUGUUACCAUCUAUCUUAGACAUCAACAGCAGAGAUAUUGGCUACAUUAAAGCUACAUAGUUAUUCAGAUACAUUUUUAGCAAAUGUUUUCUUCCAUUUGGACAGGUUGUGUUCAUUGUUGUCUGGUUUGAAGAGCUACGAUGCAUUUAAGGCAGUGAAGUCUGACUAAUGAGCGUGUCUCAUACUUAACAAUUCUGGUCUAUCCAUAGUCUGUUUGUUAAAGACCCACUCCAAUGAAAAUCACAUGUUUCUUCUUUUUUACAUAUUCAUAUGGCAUUUUUUUCUGAUGCUACAGGACAUAUGAGAAAAAUAAGUGUGAAAUUGCAUUUCUGAGUAUUUCUGCAUUCGAAUCGCUAUGAAUCUCUGGCAGGCCCAAACUGCAAGUUCAAGCACAGGUUCCUACAUAGCAAAUCCAAGCUCUGUCCCCAGAGCCCUGCUAUGCAGGCCAGACCCUUAGAAAUACAGUGGACGCUUGCGGAUCAAGUGUUAGCGUUAGCGGAAUUAUGAUAUUAACUUUCAUCAUAUUCCCAAAGAUAUUGGUGUCUGAGAGCUGAAUAGCUCCUAUGUUACCUGCCACUUCUACUACACCGGCAAUGUUAGGCUACAAGCUAGUGUGAAGAGGAGUGUGCAGAGCAGCGCUGUCUCCGCCCAUGACUCAGAGGCGAAUUGCUGAUGAGCCACUGGAGCUCUGCAGAAAAAAAGCUCUCGAAAACAAAGGUAAUGUGAUUUUGGCCAAACUUCAUAAUCACAAUUUAAAGACCACUGAUAACACUUUAAGUAGUAAAAAAAACAAAAACAAUUGGAGUAGGACUUUAAAAUCGUAAAUCAAAUGUUAGCUAACUUGGAAGCCAAAAUAUUCAGAGCUUCCGAUUACAAUGUAGAUCCACCUCCUCCAUGUUAAUAAAUUGAAUGGGAUUAAUGAAAUAAAGUCAUAACCCAUGUCAUACAUUUUUUUUUUGGCAUUGACUCUGUUAUUUUAGUUCUUAUCAUGCUGAUUUGUGUUCAUUUUUGCAGGACGUUUUAUUAAAAAAGUGAUGCUGUGCAAAAGAUAUUUUGCUGCUUGAAAGUUUGGAAGUCUCAUGUUCCCAUCAGACUUUAAAAAAAUUGUUAUGUUUGCAUCGAAUAAGGAAUGUUUUACUUUAUGUGUAUUCUAAAGUAAUGAUUUUACAUAUUUGGGUUUUGUUUCACAUAGUUUCAUAUGGUCUGUGUGAUUUAAAUGUACGCUUAUUGUCUGCACUAGUAUGUAGUUUAUUUUGAACUGGUGGAUUUAAUGAGUGGGGUUUACUGAUUUUGAGACAAAAUAUUUGCAUGCAGACUAAUCCAGUAUAUGUACGUUCAUACUUAGUGUGACGCCAUACUGAGUAUAAACAGUAUGAUAGCUUGUGGUUUCAGACUUAGCCAUUGUCAUACAUGCUGUGCUGAAACUUUUUUCGCUUUAACCCCUCAUCACUUUUCUUCAUUGAACAGACACUAACUGUUAUCAGCUCUGCACACCAGGCCUGUUUCAAAAUACUUGAAUGAAUCAGCAAGUUUGACAGCAGUUUGUGGCUUCUCUUGGUUAAAAUAUCUGCUCUCAAUAAGCAAUAAGGUGUCUUGGAUGGAUGUCCACCAAAUGGACACUGUAUAUUUUAAAGUGCUACAAACCACAGCGGUGUGUUAAAGUAAGACCACACUGCUGUCUAAAUGUGUGCUGUCCUCUUUACC
Molecule: messenger RNA, 26150 nt
Organism: Xyrichtys novacula (pearly razorfish)
Lineage: Eukaryota; Metazoa; Chordata; Actinopteri; Labriformes; Labridae
Source: the annotation of a GenBank genome assembly